Messenger RNA from Vigna angularis (adzuki bean), 1411 nucleotides. RefSeq names its product BOI-related E3 ubiquitin-protein ligase 1. NCBI's taxonomy places the organism in Eukaryota, Viridiplantae, Streptophyta, Magnoliopsida, Fabales, Fabaceae. Gene Ontology annotation, molecular function: ubiquitin-protein transferase activity. The coding region runs from base 233 to 1279 and encodes 348 amino acids. The record is from RefSeq and is a predicted model, not a curated record. The transcript has 4 exons.
UAAGGAAGGAUAACAAAGAAAGAGGAGACUAGUUCUUAAGCGAACAAGAGAAGCAAAGGAAAAGAGAAAGAAGGAGCGAGCAGAAUAAGGUGUCUCUCUUGGACUGAUUCGCUUCAAUCGCAUCUCUUACCUUACCACUCUCUCAUCUCUAUUCAUUUAUCUACCUUCUAUUUUCUUCUCUUCUCUUCUCAUCUCAUCCCACACAACACACAACACAAACAAAUCAAACUUCAUGGCCGUUCAAGCUCAAUAUCCUUCCAAUCUUCUCUUUCUAAACAGGAACAACGGCCAAGAACUCCUUCAGUAUUCAUUGCAACAACAACAACAACAACAAGGUCCCCUUUUAAACCAACCCCAUAUGCUAUACACCGACGACAACAACAACGACAAUGGAACAGGUAACAACGUCAACGACAACAACAAUUCUCGCAAGAGAGGCAGAGACGACGCCACUGUUGCAAACAACACCACACCUUCUAAUCUUAUUAAUCCCUUCUCUUUACAAUCCCAACCUCCACAGCUUAUUCAUCUCUCUCAGUUACAUAAUCAUCAACAGAAUGUCGUCUCUACUGGUCUCCGCUUAUCCUUCGAUGACCAACAACAUCAACAAAAAAGGCUACACCUUCAUCAGAAUCAUUCUCAACAACUCUUACUGCAUGCCUCUCACUCUUCUGCUUUCUCGUCUCUAUUGUCCCAAGCCUUGGCUUCUCAAAUCAAACAACAACGUGAUGAAAUUGAUCAAUUCCUCCUCGCCCAGGGAGAACAACUGCGGCGGACAUUGGCGGAGAAAAGGCAGAAGCAUUACAACGCGCUGCUGAGAGCGGCGGAGGAGGCGGUGGCACGGUGGCUCAGAGAGAAGGAGGCGGAAGUGGAGAAAGCCACCCGCAAGAACGCAGAGCUGGAAGCACGGGCGGCCCAGCUGAGCGUGGAGGCGCAGGUGUGGCAGGCCAAGGCCCGUGCCCAGGAAGCAACGGCGGCCACCCUCCAGGCCCAACUGCAGCAGACCAUAAUGUGUCAGGGCGGCGAGGAAGCGGCCGCCGGCGUAUCGUGCGCCGUGGAAGGGCAGGCUGAAGACGCGGAGUCUGCCCACAUCGACCCAGAGCGCGUGGUGUUAGCCGCGGCGCGUCCUAAAUGCAGAGGGUGCACGAAGCGCGUGGCCUCGAUCGUGGUUUUGCCGUGUCGGCACUUGUGUAUCUGUACAGAAUGCGAUGCGCAUUUCCGAGCGUGCCCAGUUUGUCUCACACCAAAGAAUUCAACCGUUGAAGUUUUUCUCUCUUAACAGCAAACCCUCUGAAUUUACUUAAUUACCCUCACCCUUUCUUUGUCCAUAGCACUGCCAUUCAAACAGGCACCAAAACAAACUUCCUCAUCAAACAAAAUAUAAAUAAAAUAAAAAUUACAUUUUUGUUCC